AUGUCUGUUCCUAACUUCGGAGACAUCGCCAAGUCGGCCAACGACCUUCUCAACAAGGACUUCUAUCACCUCUCUGCCACCACCUUCGAGCUCAAGAGCAACACCCCCAACAACGUUGCCUUCAAGGUCACCGGCAAGACCUCCCACGAGAAGACCACCGCUGGAGCUACAUGGAACACCGCUGCCGCCCUUGACACCAAGGUCGAGCUCGCCGACAGCCUCGCCAAGGGCCUGAAGGCUGAGGGUGUCUUCUCCUUCCUGCCCUCCGCCGGCGAGAAGGCCGCCUCCAAGAAGGGUGCCAAGUUCAACCUUACCUUCAAGCAGAGCAACUUCCACAGCCGCGCUUUCUUCGACCUCCUCAAGGGCCCCACUGCCAACAUCGACGCCGUUGUUGGCCACGAGGGUUUCCUCGCUGGUGCCUCUGCUGGCUACGACGUCCAGAAGGCUUCCGUCACUGGCUACGCCGCCGCCGUCGGCUACCAGGCCCCCACCUACAGCGCUGCCAUCACCGCCAGCGACAACCUCAGCGUCUUCGCUGCUUCUUACUACCACAAGGUGAACAGCCAGGUUGAGGCUGGUGCCAAGGCUACCUGGAACUCCAAGGCCGGCAACAACGUCGGCCUCGAGGUCGCCAGCAAGUACCGCAUCGACCCCGUCUCCUUCGCCAAGUUCAAGGUUAACAACAACGGUGUUGCCGCCCUUGGCUACAACGUACUCCUCCGCGAGGGUGUUACCCUGGGUCUUGGUGCCUCCUUUGAUACCCAGAAGCUCGACCAGGCUACCCACAAGCUUGGCGCUAGCUUCACCUUCGAGGGCUAA
This is a messenger RNA of Colletotrichum spaethianum, 819 nucleotides long. Its product is annotated as mitochondrial outer membrane protein porin. Bases 1 to 819 code for a protein of 272 amino acids. Gene Ontology annotation, biological process: monoatomic anion transmembrane transport. The record is from RefSeq and is a predicted model, not a curated record. Gene Ontology annotation, cellular component: mitochondrial outer membrane. NCBI's taxonomy places the organism in Eukaryota, Fungi, Ascomycota, Sordariomycetes, Glomerellales, Glomerellaceae. The transcript is spliced from 4 exons. Gene Ontology annotation, molecular function: voltage-gated monoatomic anion channel activity.